Molecule: messenger RNA, 2188 nt
Organism: Rhinopithecus roxellana (golden snub-nosed monkey)
Lineage: Eukaryota; Metazoa; Chordata; Mammalia; Primates; Cercopithecidae
Gene: TBX1
Product: T-box transcription factor 1
Exons: 9
Coding region: 550-1692 (380 amino acids)
Biological process (GO): regulation of transcription by RNA polymerase II; positive regulation of DNA-templated transcription; cell fate specification
Cellular component (GO): nucleus
Molecular function (GO): RNA polymerase II cis-regulatory region sequence-specific DNA binding; DNA-binding transcription factor activity, RNA polymerase II-specific
Source: RefSeq, a predicted model, not a curated record
GUGCGCGUGACGCUUGGGCUCCUGGGCUGCGCAGCCUGGGCAGCGUCCCUCCGCUGGGGUCUCCAGCGACGAUAUCCAGGCGGCGGAGCGCACCGCCCACCAGGGCUCAGGGUCCUCCGACCGGGUGAAGCUUCGCUGGCUGCCAGGGUCCCCGACCGGGAUGCACUUCAGCACGGUCACCAGAGACAUGGAAGCCCUUGGCUCACGCAGCUCUCGCACUUCUGCGACGUUGCAGCCUUCACGGCCAGCAGCCUGAGCAGCCUGGGGGCCGCGGGGGGCUUCCCGGGCGCCGCGUCGCCCGGCGCCGACCCAUACGGCCCGCGCGAGCCCCCGCCGCCGCCGCCGCCACCGCGUUACGAUCCGUGCGCCGCCGCCGCCCCCGGCGCCCCGGGCCCGCCGCCGCCGCACGCCUACCCGUUUGCGCCGGCCGCCCGGGCCGCCACCAGCGCCGCCGCCGAGCCCGAGGGCCCCGGGGCCAGCUGCGCGGCCGCAGCCAAGGCGCCGGUGAAGAAGAACGCGAAGGUGGCCGGUGUGAGCGUGCAGCUGGAGAUGAAGGCACUGUGGGACGAGUUCAACCAGCUGGGCACCGAGAUGAUCGUCACCAAGGCCGGCAGGCGGAUGUUCCCCACCUUCCAAGUGAAGCUCUUCGGCAUGGAUCCCAUGGCCGACUAUAUGCUGCUCAUGGACUUCGUGCCGGUGGAUGAUAAGCGCUACCGGUACGCCUUCCACAGCUCCUCCUGGCUGGUGGCAGGAAAGGCUGACCCUGCCACGCCAGGCCGUGUGCACUACCACCCCGACUCGCCUGCCAAGGGCGCGCAGUGGAUGAAGCAAAUCGUGUCCUUUGACAAGCUCAAGCUGACCAACAACCUACUGGACGACAACGGCCACAUUAUUCUGAAUUCCAUGCACAGAUACCAGCCCCGCUUCCACGUCGUCUAUGUGGACCCGCGCAAAGAUAGCGAGAAAUAUGCCGAGGAGAACUUUAAAACCUUUGUGUUUGAGGAGACGCGAUUCACCGCGGUCACUGCCUACCAGAACCAUCGGAUCACGCAGCUCAAGAUUGCCAGCAAUCCCUUCGCCAAAGGCUUCCGGGACUGCGACCCUGAGGACUGGCCCCGGAACCACCGGCCCGGCGCGCUGCCGCUCAUGAGCGCCUUCGCGCGCUCGCGGAACCCCGUGGCCUCCCCGACGCAGCCCAGCGGCGCGGAGAAAGACGCGGCUGAGGCCCGGCGAGAAUUCGAGCGCGACGCGGGCGGGCAGGCAGUACUCGGGGACCCGGCGCACCCUCCACAGCUGCUGGCCCGGGUGCUAAGCCCCUCGCUGCCCGCGGCGGGCGGUGCCGGCGGUCUAGUCCCGCUGCCCGGCGCGCCUGGAGGCCGGCCCAGUCCCCCGCACCCCGAGCUGCGCCUGGAGGCGCCCGGCGCAUCGGAGCCGCUGCACCACCACCCCUACAAGUAUCCGGCUGCCGCCUACGAUCACUACCUCGGGGCCAAGAGCCGGCCGGCGCCCUACCCCCUGCCCGGCCUGCGUAGCCACGGCUACCACCCGCACGCUCACCCGCACCACCACCACCACCCCGUGAGUCCGGCUGCCGCCGCCGCCGCCGCCGCCGCCGCAGCUGCCGCGGCUGCCAACAUGUACUCGUCGGCCGGAGCCGCGCCGCCCGGCUCCUACGACUACUGCCCCAGAUAACGCGGGCCCCGCCCCGCCGCGCCCCUGCCCUGGCCCCGCACAGCCCCGAGGUUCGCGGGGCCCGGCCACCCUGCCCCAAGGGCCAGCAAGAAAUACGUUCCCUCAGUCCCAGGGGCCACCUCGGGUCUCCCCUUCCCCAGCCUCGAAGCCAUGGGGGCCCCCUCGCCACCCCCCAGCCCCUUGGGCUAUCGAAGUAUCCCGGUUCCCCAGUCCCUGGAGCCACCGCGGGUCCUUCCCCGGAGCCACCGCAGGUCCUUCCCCGGCCCCGAGGGCCACGGGGUCCCCGCCCGCCAGUGCCAAAGCGCCCGGUCGCAGGCGGAAGGAAGUGAUAUUUAUUGUUCUCCCCGAGACCGCGUCGCCCGCAGCCCGGCCGGCAGUUGCAGUGUAGACAACCCGAGAGCCCCGCCUGCAGGCGGUGUAGAUACGUGUAGAUAUUGUAGAUACUGUAGAUACCGCGCCGGCGCCGACUUGAUAAACGGUUUCGCCUCUUUUGGAA